This is a messenger RNA of Rotaria socialis, 282 nucleotides long. NCBI's taxonomy places the organism in Eukaryota, Metazoa, Rotifera, Eurotatoria, Philodinida, Philodinidae. The record is from the annotation of a GenBank genome assembly.
AUGCGUGCCAGUAAUGAUUAUACCUGGGAAAUUCAAAUGAUUCGAGGAGAAGAUGAAGUAAAACUCGAAAAACAAUUGAGUCGAAUUCCCGAUAUAGCACAAACUGGCGCUGGAAUUGUGCUUGUUGGGGCAGGAGUGUGCUCUUCCUUGAGAGAUAAUAGUCAACAUACUGGACUAAUUCCAACUCAUGGACAAUUACCGAGUGUAGCUGACAGUAGCAAUCCAUCUACAUCCGUAAGUUUAUCAAAUUCUCUUCAUUAUCCUUUAGAUUACCUAAAUUGA